Messenger RNA from Cryptomeria japonica (Japanese cedar), 1887 nucleotides. RefSeq lists its product as uncharacterized. Bases 493 to 1560 code for a protein of 355 amino acids. The record is from RefSeq and is a predicted model, not a curated record. The transcript has 3 exons. NCBI's taxonomy places the organism in Eukaryota, Viridiplantae, Streptophyta, Pinopsida, Cupressales, Cupressaceae.
UUGAAAAGAUCUCGAGGCCUGUUAGGAAGGAAGCGGUCUCCAUCACCCAAAAUUCAACACCCUUCCUUAACAUCAAAUCCCUCGAUAUUUUCUAGGGCAGACGCAUCUCAGAUCGGUGACAUUUGCUGGUUUUAAUAUAUUUAAACUAAAACCUUUUUCUGCCUUCCUGUGAUGGGAAAUUUACAGUCAAAACAAGGCAACCGGAUAAUAGGAAAAUAGAAAUCCUUGUCAUUGAAGUUUGUAUGUUUUUUUAAUUCUCUGAAGCGGCUGCCGGCGGAUCUACUGGGUUACUAUUUGUAGUUCCGCUCUCCUCUCUUCUCUUGACUCCCAUGGUGGAGACAAGGUUAACGAUUCGCUGCAACUUCCCGCCAUUAUCUGCCUUUAUUGCAUCGCUGUGGCCUUCUGUUGUCCCUUAAAAAUAUUAAUUUGGCACAGAGAACCGCUUCUCAGGAUACAAAUUGGUUGAAUUAACUCAAAAUCUGUAAGGCCAGCAUGAAAGGGGCUAAUCAGAUCGUCGUGAGGACCGUGAGUGCAAUCCUGCUUUGCAUAAUAAUGGUGGGAGUUGCUUACUCCGCCAUUGAUAAAAAUCUCCAAGCUUCCUUUACUCCGAUUCUUGCCAACUCUUUCUCCAGAAUACAGACACUGUUCCGCUCAGGGAAGGACAAUUCUGCAACAAAUCCAGAUAAUCCUUUUAAAUUAUCAAAUGUUACUGACGAGCUAAAAGAAAGCCUUUCAAAAGCCGCAAACCAGGAGAAAACCGUUCUGAUCACGACUCUAAACGCGGCGUGGGCGCAGAACAAUAGCAUGCUGGAUUUUUUCCUGAAAAGUUUCCACAUCGGUAACGGAACAGAGGCGUUGUUGAAAAAUUUGUUGAUUGUUGCCGUAGAUGAGAAGGCGCUCAAUCGCUGCCGUGAAAUACAUCCGCAUUGUUAUCUGAUGAAAACAGAGGGAGUCGAUUUCUCGGGAGAAGAGCUUUACAUGACUCAAGAUUAUUUGAAAAUGAUGUGGAGAAGGCUUCUCUUUUUUGGAGAGGUCUUGGAGCGAGGAUAUAACUUCCUUUUCUCGGAUGCUGAUAUUAUGUGGUUUCGAGAUCCCUUCACAAAAUUCUCAUCCAGAGCAGAGUUCCAAAUAGCAUCAGAUUAUUAUACAGGGAAACCAGAUGAUCUGCACAAUUCGCCUAAUGGAGGAUUCAUGUAUGUUCACUCCAAUGAAAAGACUGUAGAGUUUUUCAAGUUUUGGUAUCAAUCCAAGAAAGUUUAUUUAGGUAAAAAUGAGCAAGAUGUGUUGAACAUACUGAAAUGGAAGGAGUUCAGAAGCAGGGGACUUGAAGUCGAAUUCCUUGAUACUAAAUAUUUUGGCGGUUACUGUCAACGAACGAAUGAUCUGAAUUCGGUCUGUACCAUGCAUGCCAACUGUUGCAAAGGUCUGAAGGCCAAGCUUAUUGAUUUGAGAAAUACUCUUUCCGACUGGGAGAAAUCUAAGCGACAAGAACACCUAGGUAAAGGCAAGGAUGUGCGCUGGACAUUUGCAAACGCAUGUAGCCAUUCCUGGCGACGAUGAAACGUUUUCAACGGACUGUUGUAGCCUCAUCAUUCGUUUCUUCUGGAAUUUCUGCGUUCCUAAUUUAAAGGAAUUCAGGAAAAUCCUAAAUAACUCCUGUGUCAUUAGCUUGGAAUCAUCUAAAUUAGAAGGAAAACAAAUGUCCCUGAAAUUCAGAGACAUCGUUCACCAUUAAUUUUGUUUCUUUCCAUUUACAAUUGAAAAAAGAAAAAAUCAUAUUGCAAUAACUUCCUGAACUGGAAUAAACAGAAAUGUCUUUACAGUGGAAAACUGGUGGGGACAUCGUCUCCGGUUGGUUAGGUUCGCGGGAUUCUUGUGAAAACAUUC